AUGGAUAGUACGCAACAUGCCGGAGCUACUUCUGUACCGAUAUCCAGACGAAACUCGAACCCGUUUACUGACGAAAAUCAUCCCGCGAAUAACUUGGAGACCACAGUUGCGUCUCCUGCUAUAGGUGCCGCAGCGAUUGCAACCCCUAGGCCGGACUUCGUCGACAACAACGAUCCGGACAGAUCAUUCUUUCCGUAUCUCGAUGACAGACUCGGUGCGCCACUCACCGAAGAACAAGGCUACACGUUUCCUCUAUACUGGCACGAGAAAGAAUGGGAUGAUGACAUGCACCUGCCAAUGGUCGACGAUGAUGUAAAACUCAAACCGACAUUGCGAGACCACUUUUCGCGCAAGAAUGUGCUGGACACACUUGGCCUUGCAUUCAUGGUCAUCGGUUUGCUUAGUGUGUUCAUCAUGUUGCCUGUGCUCAGCUGGUCAGGCAUCAACAUCAUUGGAUACAACGAUACGCCACUGGAUCAAAUGUGGGGAUAUCUGGAUAAUGAAGUGACCUGGGCGACGGUGAACGCAAGUCGAAAGUGGCCAUUGCUAAAGAAUGUGCGUACUGGACUGAUCGACCCAGACACACCAAAAUCAGAAAGGACAAGAAUAGGUGUUGACGGAGAUCACUACAACCUUGUCUUCAGCGAUGAGUUUAAUGAAGUGAACCGCACAUUCUACCCUGGAGACGAUCCAUACUGGUUUGCUCCAGAUUUCUGGUACGGAGCCACGCGAGAUCUCGAAUGGUACGAUCCUGACGCCGUGACAACCUGGGACGGUGCACUCCAUCUCCAACUCGACGCCUUCGGCAACCACGGCCUCCAGUUCCGAAGCGGCAUGCUAAACUCGUGGAAUCAACUCUGCUUCAAAGGCGGCAUUUUCGAAGUCUCUGUGUCACUUCCCGGACCAGCAGGAAUUCACGCAUUGUGGCCCGGUGUCUGGAGUUUGGGAAACCUCGGGCGACCAGGCUAUCUAGCAACCACAGACGGCACAUGGCCUUACACUUACGACUCCUGUGACGCAGGAAUUACACCAAACCAAAGCGACAGCAGCGGUAUGAACAAAUUGCCCGGUCAAAAACUCGCCUCUUGCACGUGUCCAGGUGCCGAUCAUCCCACUCCAGGCAAAGGCCGCGGCGCCCCUGAAAUCGACAUCAUCGAAGUAUCUGCAGACUACGGCGGCAAAGGCCUCGGAGUAGCAACCCAAAGUUACCAAAUCGCUCCCUUCGAUACCUGGUGGUAUCCCAAUGUCGACUUUAUGGAAAUUCCUGAUUACUCCUUAUCGUUCCUGAAUACAUGGACAGGAGGACCUUUCCAACAAGCCGUUUCUACAACCACGAUGUUGAAUAAUGAGUGGUACGACGGAAAGGCCUAUCAACGGUAUGCUUUUGAAUACGAACCUGGUGUUACAGAGGAUUCGUUCAUUGCAUGGACGGUCGCAGGAGAGGAGAUGAUGAAAUUCGAUGCCAGAGCCAUUGGCAAGAACGGAAACAUCGAUCAGAGGAUUAUCAGUGAAGAGCCAAUGUCCAUGAUCCUCAAUCUAGGAAUAUCCGAAAACUGGGUCGCUAUAAACUGGUCAGCGGUAGAAUUCCCGGCAAUAAUGCGUGUAGACUACGUUCGCAUAUACCAAAAACCAGGCGAAGAGUCAAUAACUUGCGAUCCUCCCGGUUUCGAAACGACAGAGUAUAUCAAAAAUCAUCCAGAGGCGUACUUGAAUCCCAACUAUACUACUUGGGCGGAUACUGGAUAUGAAUGGCCGAGGAAUGAGUUGAUGCAUGGGUGUUAG
Aureobasidium pullulans EXF-150 is the source of this 1782-nucleotide messenger RNA. Its product is annotated as beta-glucan synthesis-associated. Gene Ontology annotation, biological process: fungal-type cell wall organization; (1->6)-beta-D-glucan biosynthetic process. The transcript is spliced from 3 exons. Gene Ontology annotation, cellular component: endoplasmic reticulum membrane; plasma membrane. The record is from RefSeq and is a predicted model, not a curated record. Lineage: Eukaryota; Fungi; Ascomycota; Dothideomycetes; Dothideales; Saccotheciaceae. The coding region runs from base 1 to 1782 and encodes 593 amino acids. Gene Ontology annotation, molecular function: glucosidase activity.